CGGGCCGUCGGGGCCUGUGCCGGCGCCGAGCGCUUUGGUCUGUCCUGUGGUUACUCGCCGACGCGCCGCUCCUGUCCCUCGCGCGGUGGUCCCCACGCCUGGUGCAGCCCCUCACAGCUCCUGCCCACGCGCCGGCCGGUCAGAGCACUGGGCCUCUCUCAGACCACUUAGUGUCAGUCGGGGAGUGGUUUCCUCUACUGGAGAAUGAAACAUGACUGAGGACUUUCAGAGAAACUUCCGUUCAGUAUAUUAUGAGAAAGUGGGGUUUCGUGGAGUUGAAGAAAAGAAAUCACUAGAAAUUCUCCUAAAAGAUGAUUGUCUGGAUAUUGAGAAACUUUGUACUUUUAGUCAGAGGUUCCCUCUCCCGUCCAUGUAUCGUGCGUUGGUAUGGAAGGUGCUUCUAGGGAUCCUACCUCCACACCACGAGUCCCACGCCCAGGUGAUGACAUAUCGCAAGGAACAGUACUCUGAUAUCCUUCAUGCCCUGCAAGUCAUUCGCUUCAUCAGUGAUGCCACCCCUCAGGUUGAAGUCUAUCUCCGUAUGUAUCAGUUGGAGUCUGGGAAGUUGCCGCGAAGUUCCUCUUUUCCGCUGGAGCCGGAAGAUGAAGUAUUUCUUGCCAUUGCUAAAGCCACAGAAGAGAUGGUGGAAGAUAGCAUCGACUGUUACUGGAUCAUCCGAUGCUUUGUGAACCAAUUAAAGAACAAGUACCGGGAUUCUCUACCCCAGCUGCCAAAGGCUUUUGAACAGUACUUGAACCUGGAAGACAGCAGAUUGCUAAAUCAUCUGAAGACGUGUUCUGCAACGUCUAGACUUCCCUAUGAUCUCUGGUUCAAGAGGUGCUUUGCAGGCUGCUUGCCUGAAUCCAGUCUACAGAGAGUUUGGGAUAAAGUUGUAAGCGGAUCCUGUAAGAUCCUAGUUUUUGUAGCUGUGGAAAUUUUAUUAACCUUUAAAAUAAAAGUAAUGGCACUCAACAGUGCUGAGAAGAUCACAAAGUUUCUGGAAAAUAUUCCCCAGGACAGCUCGGAUGCGAUUGUGAGCAAGGCCAUCGACUUAUGGCACAAACACUGUGGGACCCCGGUACAUUCAGCCUGAGCGCUCCUGAUGCUUCGGGACAGUCUGCCAGGCCUGCCUUGAGCAUUCUGUUUUGGGGACAUGGUCUACUAAACUGAGUGAAAAUCACGUUCUUGCUCUGGUGCUCGAGGCGUAACUUCUUUUGCCAGUAAAAUUAUUUAAUUAAGAUAACUGCUGUUGCUGUGUUGCAGAGCAGCACCUUUUGGUUAUUCAGAAGCACACAGUUCAGCUCUGAACAGCAUUUUUAAAGGGUUGUUAGAAAAUAACUCCCAGUUUUAAAGGCAUUCAGUCAAGGUGGGUGGGCAUAUUACUAAGCAGCGCACUAAGCCUGCCUGCCUCUCCCUAAUUAGCGUCAAGCUAGCUACUGUCUAAGGUCUAUUUCUGGAAUAAAGAACAAAUUCCCUUUCUUGACACCUCAGAUUUGGCUUUUGUCGAUUCAGUACUUGUUUAAAUCUAAGAUGUCUUUUGAGGCUUCAUCUUGCUAAAUUGGCUUUAAACAAGUUCUUACAUUUUUUUUCUCUUUGUGAAAAAUGAAAUUAAAGUUGCUGAACAAAAUCUGUCUAAAUUUACCUACUAGAAUUUUUUCUUGAUGGGUUAUUAAAUGCUGGGAGGGCUGUAGGAGCAUUCCACCACACACAGUAGAAGAGGGAGAAACUGCAAGCUCGUGGCCCUGGGCCGUAUUGUGCCACAUAAUAGAAGCCAUUCAGUGGAUAGUUCCAAACUUUGAGACUUCAGUCAGUGAGAUGGGGCCCUUUGUCUAAGACUGGCAUGUGAGAGAGGAAUACAGGGAUGGCACGAUUCAUCUGUCAGACGUAUAAGAGCCUGAACUGGGUUCUCCACCACCUCUCCCCUCCCAAAGAAGAGGGAGAAAAUGAAAUGAUGGAGCUGCAGUUCUGAGAAUUAAGUCCUUCCCAAAUGUGUAAACUACAUAUUGAGAAAGACUUCAGAGAAACCCAAGUUGUUGAAACCAGCUGGUUCUUCUGUAACAUAUCCAGGAGUAUUUAAUUUUUUAAAACCAAACAUCACACUGAGAAGAAAACCUCCCUGUCUUACGCUGGGUUCUUAGAGAAGCAAAACCAGUGAAGCGCAUAUAUAUAUGGAGAGAGAGAUUGAUUUAUCUCAAGGAAAUGGCUUACGCCAUUGUAGAGGUUGAAAAGUCCUAAGUCUGUGAGUCUUUCUGGAAGCUUCUGAUGCAUGAAGCUGCAGGGGCUGACAGUCCCAAGAUCACCAGGUAAGGUGGCAGGGUGCUGGCUCACAGGCUACAGUGGCUGUUGAAUCCAAGAUCACUAGUUAAGACGGCAGGUUACUGGCUCAAGUCCCAAGAGCUGGAGGUCAGAUGAUAAUGAGCCGGAUACAGAAUUCAGAGAGCAAAAGCCAGUGAGCUUUGCCAGAACGACCGUAUAUAUUGGAUGUGGGACACACCCCUCAGGACACUCCUCUUAUAACUGAUUGAUCACACCAGAUUACAUCGUGGAGGUGCUUAAAUUAUAUCACAAAAUGAAGAAAUUAUUACGUAAGUGCCAAGUCACAUCAUUACGUAACUGCCAAACCUUCAUUACAUAACUGCCAAACUACUGAGAAUCAUGGCCCAGCCAAGUUGAUACAACCUUAACCAUCACAGUCCACCCCUUAUCGACUUGGUACCUGUACACAUAUCCUUAAACCAUACACAGUCUUAAAUAAAGACAAUUACAAAGCCAUACUUGCACAUAACAUAAUAAAACAAACGUGUACAACUGAAAAUGCACUAGCCCUGGUUACAUCUUAUAUAAGUGAAGAAAACAAGAACAUUUGAUGCACACAUACAAGAAAAGAAUAAAUUAUAGCCCCCGUUUCUGCAACUGGUCACGUAGUCAUAACUGGUAUUUAGAACUACCUACUAAAACUAAAAAAAGAAAAAAAUUUUUUUUUUUUUUUUUUUACUUCCACCACCCAUUCUGUAUUCCCUUUGCCCUCAGCAAGCACCUCAGCUGGUUUUGGUUCUUUGGUGGGGUGACCCAUUCCUGAAGGGUCUGGGCCAUUAGUAGUCAUGUCAGAAUUGGGUUGCUGUAGUUUUCCAUUGACUUUAAUCACAGGGCAUGGUAGUAUUAACAGACAUCCUGAGGGAUCUUCUGUAUUCCAGACAUACUCUACCUCCAUUAUAUAAUAGCAAUCUAAUUUCCCCUUGGUAAUGAGGAUCGAUCAUACCAGCUGAUAACACUAACCCCCUUCUUUGCCUGUUGCUGCAGAAGCAUGAGGAGCCCAAAGUGGCCAGGUGGCAUUCUUAACUUCCAGUUCAGUGGAAUCAUUGUGUUUCCUGGAGGGAGCAUUCCUCCCAUUAGAACUAAGACCUCUAGACUCACAGAGCAUAGAUGUGCAUAGACAGGAAAAAUUUUAUGAGUGGGUCACUCCUAUUUCCACCCCUUGAUUUCUGAAACUAUGAAUCUUGGCUAUGGGGAGAAAGAGCACCAUGUAUUGGACACUGGUUUAGAGCAUAUGCAGCCUCCUGGAAAACACUGCCCCAACCCUGGAAGGUAUUACCAUCUAGCUGGUGCCACAAUUGUGUCUUAGAGAAGACCAUUCUAUCGUUCUAUCAAACCAGCUGCUUCAGGAUGAUGGGGAACAUCGUUUAAGACCAGUGAAUUGUGUGAUCAUGGACCCAUUGCUGUACUUCCUUUGCUGUGAAGUGAGCCCCUUGAUCUGAGGCAAUGCUGUGUGGGAUACCAUGACAGUGGCUAAAGCAUUCUGUAAGUCCACAAAUGGUAGUUUUGGCAGAAGCAUUGCAUGCAUGGAAGGCAAAUCCAUAUCGAGAGUAAGCUUCUGUUCCAGAAAGGACAAAACACUGCCUUUUCCAUGAUGGAAGUGGUCCAGUGUAAUCAGCCUACCACCAGCUUGCUAGAUGAUCACCGUGAGGAAUAGUGCCAUGUGGGGGACUCAGUGUUGGUCUCUGCUGCUGACAAGUUGGGCACUUAGCAGUGGCAGUAGUCAAGCUGGCCUUAGCAAGUGGAAGUCCAUGUUGCUGACCCUAUGCGUAACCUCCAUUCCUGCCACCCUGGCCACUUUGUUCAUGAGCCCAUUGGGCAAUGACAGGAGUGGCUAGGGAAAGAGGGUGUCAUCCUAUCCACUUGUUAAAAUCCUCUGCUGAGGUCACCCUUUGGUGAGCAUUCACAUGAGACACAAAUAUCUUCACUUCUUUGGCCGAUUCAGAAAGGUUUAUCCACAUACUUCUUCCUUAUACCUCCUUGUCUCCCAAUUUUCUAAUCGUGUUCCUUCCAAGUCCCUGACCAUGCAACCAAACCAUUGGCCACAGCCCAUGGAUCAGUACGCAGUUGCACAUCUGGCCAUUUCUCCUUCCAAGUAAAGUGAACAACCAGGUGCACUGUUUGACAUUCUGCUCGUUGGGAGGAUUUCCCUUCACCACUGUCCUUCAAGGAGGCCCCUGAAAGGGACUGUAGUGCUACCGCUGUCCACUUUUGAGUGCUGCCUGCAUAUCCCACAGAAUAACCUGUAAACCAGGCAUGAGUUUUCUCUUCCUCAGUCAACUGAUCAUAAGGAACUUCCCAUGAAGCCAUAGGUGCAGAGUGGGAGGGCAGAUAAUGUGACAGGAAUGGAGACCAUGGGCAUUUGGGCCACUUUCUCAUACAACUAACUUGUGCCUUCAAGUCUUGCUUGAGUCUGUUCUCGUAUAUACCACUUCCAUUUAAUGAUGGAGUGCUGCUGUGCGUGUUCAACUUUAUGGCUCUGUGGGUCAGACAACACCCAGCUCAUGAUGGGCAGCUCAGGCUGCAUAGAGUCUCGGUGACCCAUGGGUAAGCGUUCAGUCUUUACUAAGGCCCAGUGAAAAGCCAAAAGCUGUUUCUCAAAAGGAGAGUAGUUGUCUGCAAAGGAUGGCAGGGCUAUGUUCCAAAAUUCUAAGACUGCAAACAGCAUCUCUGCCACAGACACUUCAACACCAUUGGAUCAGCUGGAUCAUAUGGCCCAAGUGGUAGAGCAGCUUACAUGGCAGCUGAAACUGUUGUAGAGCCUUCUUAUGUUCUGGGCCCCACUCAAAACAAGCAGCUUUUCGAAUCGAUAAAUGGGCGGGAGUAGCACAACCAGAUAAGGGCUAUGUUGCCUCCAAAAUCAAAAGAGGCCCACCAGGUGUUGUGCCUCCUUUUUAGUUGUGAGAGAGGCCAGGUGAAAUAACAUCCUUAAUUUUGAAAGGAAUAUCUCGACAUGCCCCACACCACUGGACCCCUAGAAAUUUCACUGAGGUGGAAGGCACCUGAAUUUUUGUUAAUUUCCCAUGCAAAUGUUUUACCAGUAAGUCCGGAGUCAUUCACACUUCUUCCAUAAUAGGUCCAAUCAGCAUAAGGUCAUCAAUGUAAUGGAUCAGUGUGAUGUUUUGGGGAGGGGAAAGGCGAUCAAGGUCCCUGUGGACUAAGUUAUGAGAUAUGACUGGAGACUUGAUAUAGUUCUGAAGUAGGACAGUGAAGGUGUAUUGCCGACCUUCCAUCUGAAGGCAAACUGCUUCCGGUGUUCCUUCAAAAAUGGAAUCAAGAAGAAGGCAUUGGCCAGAUACCAGGUUGUUGUUGUUGUUAGGUGCUGUUGAGUUCAUUCUGACUCAUAGCGACCCUGUGCACAACAGAACGAAACACUGCCCAGUCUUGUGCCAUCCUAAUAAUCAUUGUUAUGCUUGAGCCCAUUGUUGCAGCCACUGCAUCAAUCCAUCUCAUUGAAGGUCUUCUUGUUUUCUGAUGACCCUGUAUUUUACCAAACAUGAUGUCCUUCUUCAGGGACUGAUCCCUCCUGACAACAUGUCCAAAGUAGGUAAGACGCAGUCUCGCCAUCCUUGCUCCUAAGGAGCAUUCUGGUUGUACUUCUACCAAGAUGGAUUUGUUCGUUCUUUUGGCAGUCCAUGGUAUAUUCAAUAUUCUUCUCCAACACCACAAAUCAAAGGCAUCAAUUCUUCUUUGGUCUUCCUUAUUCAUUGCCCAGCUUUCACAUGUAUAUGAUGCAAUCGAAAAUACCAUGGCUUGGGUCAGGCGCACCUUAGUCUUAAAGGUGACCUCUUUGCUUUUCAACACCUUAAAUAGGUCCUUUGCAGCAGAUAUGCCCAAUGCAAUGCAUCCUUUGAUUUCCAUGGGUGUUGUGGAUCCAAGUAAAAUGAAAUCCUUGACAAGUUCAAUCUUUUCUCUGUUUAUCAUGAUGUUGCUUAUUGGUCUAGUUGUGAGAAUUUUUGUUUUCUUUAUGUUGAGGUGAAAUCCAUACUGAAGGCUGUGGUCUUUGAUCUUCAUCAGUAAGCACUUCAAGUCCUCUUCACUUUCAGCAAACAAGGUUGUGUCAUCUACGUAACAGAGGUUGUUAAUAAGUCUUCCACCAAUUCUGAUGCCACAUUCUUCUUCAUAUAGUCCAGCUUCUCAGAUUUUUUGCUCAGCAUACAGAUUGAAUAGGUAUGGUGAAAGGAUACAACCCUGACGCACUCCUUUCCUGACUUUAAACCACUCAGUAUCCCCUUGUUCUGUCUGAACAACUGCCACUUGAUCUAUGUACAGGUUCCUCAUGAGCACAAUUAAGUGUUCUGGAAUUCCCAUUCUUUGCAAUGUUAUCCAUAAUUUGUUAUGAUCCCCACAGUAGAAUGCCUUUACAUAGUCACUAAAAUACAGGUAAACGUCCUUCUGGUAUUCUCUGCUUUCAGCCAGGAUCCAUCUGACAUCAGCAAUGAUAUCCCUGGUUCCACGUGCUCUUCUGAAUCCGAGGAGAUAUAUUAAUUUGCUGAAGCAAUGAAACCGCAUCUGGAACAGCAGCUACAAUUGAAGUCACCACCUGUAAAGUUUAUGAUAAUCCACUGUCAUUCUCCAAGAUCCAUCUGUCUUUUCACACAGUCCAAAUAGG
Molecule: messenger RNA, 6925 nt
Organism: Loxodonta africana (African savanna elephant)
Lineage: Eukaryota; Metazoa; Chordata; Mammalia; Proboscidea; Elephantidae
Gene: TBC1D7
Product: TBC1 domain family member 7
Exons: 8
Coding region: 212-1093 (293 amino acids)
Biological process (GO): activation of GTPase activity; negative regulation of TOR signaling
Molecular function (GO): GTPase activator activity
Source: RefSeq, a predicted model, not a curated record